Molecule: messenger RNA, 999 nt
Organism: Thamnophis elegans (Western terrestrial garter snake)
Lineage: Eukaryota; Metazoa; Chordata; Lepidosauria; Squamata; Natricidae
Product: major histocompatibility complex class I-related gene protein-like
Exons: 5
Coding region: 1-999 (332 amino acids)
Biological process (GO): immune response
Cellular component (GO): external side of plasma membrane
Source: RefSeq, a predicted model, not a curated record
AUGUCGCUGAGCUGGACGCCCCUCUUGCUCCUGGGGGCGGCGCUGGGGACCUUGGUGCCGGUGGGCUGCUCUGGCUCCCUCACAUACUUCCUGUGCUACUUGUACCUGCCAGAGCCAGAACAAAGCCAGAGGCUGUCUCAGUCCUUCAUGAGGGGCUACUUGGAUGACCAGCCCAUUGCUUACUAUGACAGCCUCACGGGGAAGAUGGAGCCUCUGGUGCCCUGGAUGCAGGAGGCGGAGGAGGAAAGAUUCCAGACCCUUGAGUGGGUCUUUGAGAUUGACCUGGAGAAGUUAUCAAAACUCAACCAUCAAACUGGAGGGCUUCACAUCUGGCAGGUGAAUUUGAGCUGUGAGCUCAAAGAAGACGGAAGCAAAGGAGGGUUUUUGCAUUAUGGUUAUGAUGGGAGGGACUUCAUCAGCUUCGAUAUGGAGACCCUCAGAUGGGUGACAGCUCAGCCCCAGGCCCAGAAGGUCAAGGAGAAGUGGGAAGAUCAUCCAGGGUGGUCCCAGAGGAAAAAAAUCUUCCUGGAGAACACCUGCAUUGAGUGGCUGCAGAUAUACCAGUCCUACAAGAAGGAGGCUCCGCAGAGGCUCGAUCCUCCAGUGGGGAAGGUGACUCGCAAGGUGGUGGAUGACAGCCUGGAGAUCCUCAUCUGCCAGGCCUUUGGCUUCUAUCCCAAGGAGAUCCAGGCCACCUGGACGAGGGACGGAGAGGUCUGCCAGUAUGAGACUCUCCAUAGGAACGUGGCCCCCAACUCAGAUGGGACCUAUUAUGUCCAGCUCACCAUUGAGAUCGACCCCAAGGAGAGGGACCACUUUCAGUGUUACCUGGAGCACGAGGGCUUGCAGGAGCCCCUGGUCUUGGCUCUGAAGGAGGAAACAGAUAAUUGCGCAGAGAAGAAGAAGCUUUCUUUUGGGGAAUGGAUCACAGCAGAACGCGUCUCGUGUGAAAAAUGGCCCUACCGUCAAACUGGAAGUCAAGGAGAGGAGUCGUUUUGA